Lactuca saligna is the source of this 1806-nucleotide messenger RNA. NCBI's taxonomy places the organism in Eukaryota, Viridiplantae, Streptophyta, Magnoliopsida, Asterales, Asteraceae. The record is from the annotation of a GenBank genome assembly.
AUGGCGUCGAAAGAUGAUGUAAGUGCUAUAUACGAAAGCGUUGGAGUCGGAGGAAAGCUCGUUAGGAUGACUUUAAGAGUGGACAAUUGGACGUUUUCAUCUGUGUUACUGUGUGAUAAUACUUUUGUUGAAAAGGGUGGAGGAAUGCCUCCUCUUCCUCUUCUACCACAUGAAGCAUCAACAAAAAAUGGUUCACUUGAUAACUUCCAUUUUUCCAUUGGACAAGAUCCGAAAAGAUCAAGGGAUUCACCACAAUGCCCAGCGACACUAGAGAAUCUCCCUAGUGAUAUUUUAUUAAAAAUAUUCAUCCGUUUAUUGGCAAAACAACUUGCUCAAAUGAGAUGCGUCUCCAAAUCAUGGAAUGCCCUCUUAUCUCAAACCUCCUUUAUAAAAUCUCACCUCCAUCAUUCCAUCAAUAACAACGAUCGAUUUCUCUUGAUUUUCUACUACAACUUGUUAUCUCUUGACCCUAUACCUUUCACAAUACACCCGUGUCGAUUUCCCCAUCACGAACUCACCAAUUUCAUCAAACUCCCCCCGGUUAUUCCCGAUUCUGAAGAUACUACUACUGACAUGAUCAGUGUUAUUGGCUCUGUUCAUGGUUUAAUAUGCUCUCGUUACUCCGAUAAUGGCAUUCAAAUUUGGAACCCUUCUCUCUCAGCUGUGUUAACUCUCCCCCCACAUUACAUACCCAGCCGAGGUCCUUACGAAAUCUUUUUCCAGUUUGGGUUUGAUCCAAAAACCGAUGAUUACAAAGUAGUUAAGGUUAUAGGACUUACUGCACCACACAUCAGGCAACCUGAUCUCUUACCAUAUCCUGUAAAAGAGUGGUUGCAGGUUGAAGUUUAUAGCAUGCGAAAGGGUUCUUGGCGAUUCAUCACUCAAAAGUUUCCAUUGCGUGUCACUGAGAUUUUUUUACCCGAAAACGUCUGUGUAGAUGGGCAUGAUGGGCAUCUUCAUUGGCUUGGUUAUAUUGGUGAGGAGGGGGAUCGACUAAUGAUAGUGGCAUUUGAUUUGGGAUCAGAGACAUUUAGUGAGAUGACUCUUCCGGUUCCAGAUGCUGUGAUAGACUGCAACGGGUGUUAUCCGUUAGGGGUUUUGGCGGGAAAGCUUUGUUUUAUCACAUGGGUGGCGGAUGAUGAUGUGUGUGAGGUGUGGGUGAUGGAGGAGUAUGGGGUGGCUGAAUCAUGGGUUAAACGUCAUGUGUUUUUGCAGUUUAGUUAUGGUGCACCUUCGUUUGGAUUCACGUCACAUAGUGAGUUUGUUAUUGAAGAUGAUGAUCGUUGUCUUGUUUUGUAUGAUCCGAUUGCUGACAGGGAAAAAGUUUUGGAGAAAUAUUGUCCUAAAUUUGGUACAAAUAAAAUCGUGGAGUAUGUGGAUAGUCUUGUUUGGGUGACACCUUCUGUGAGAUGAGAUGCGGCUAUUGAUUUCACGUUUUGAAAAGGCAACGUGCAAUCAUUGGAUUCUUCUUUCUUGUUUUCUUUUGUUUUAACUGAGUGAUCUACGGCUAUUAUUUUUUUUGUAAAAUUAGGUAAUCUUUAAGUUGCUACCUAUUGGGCAUUGAAGAUUUGCUGAUGUGGACAGAUGACUUGGCAACAAUCCAACAUAGUUGAACCGGAUUUAUUAAAUACCAAGUUUCAGUUUAGUUGGAAUGUUUGUAAUUUUUUUUCAUAGUUCAUGAUCCAACAGGCUUCUGUCAAAUUGACACUGUAAACUAGAGCUUUCUUUGGAAUACCUUAAUUAAUUUCGAAUGGAUCAUGACGUUUGACAUGUGUCACACAAUCCAGUCUUGUUUGGAACUCCCUU